Molecule: messenger RNA, 2793 nt
Organism: Punica granatum (pomegranate)
Lineage: Eukaryota; Viridiplantae; Streptophyta; Magnoliopsida; Myrtales; Lythraceae
Source: RefSeq, a predicted model, not a curated record
GACGCCACCAGCUCAAAAGUGCCCGCACAAUCCUUCCUUCCUUCCUUGCCCCCCAACCGCCACCGGGAAAGCGCGCUCCCGCCACCCCCGGCUGCAAUGCCGGAGAUUCUGGAAGCUCCGCCGCCCAGCCAGUAGCUCUCGCCUCCUCCUCUUCCUCCUGCCACACCGUCCGAGGAGUAAUUUCGCAGCUCUUCCGCAGCAAUGCCGCCUUCCUCCGCCACUCCUCCGCCGCCUCAGAGCCUGAAGCAGCGGGUGCUGAUCUGCCUCACGAAGCUCUCCGACCGCGACACUUACGCCCUCGCUGUGACCGAGCUCGACUCCAUCGCCCGCUCUCUGGAUCCUUCGUCAUUCCCCGUCUUCUUGUCCUGCAUCCAGUCCACCGACACUGCCGACAAGUCUCCCGUACGAAAGCAAUGCGUGAAUCUUCUGGCCACGCUGUCUCUCACUUACGGCAACACGCUUUCCCCGUACAUCGCCAAGAUGCUCACCACCGUCACGCGCCGCCUCCGUGAUCCCGACUCCGCCGUGAGAUCCGCUUGCGUCAACACCGCAUCUACUAUCGCAUCGCACGUCACUAAGCCCUCCUUUGAGUCUUUCGUGAAGGCAUUUGCUGAUGCCCUUUUCACAGAGCAGGAUGUGAAUGCUCAAAUGGGAGCUGCCCUAUGCUUGGCUUCUGCGAUUGAUUCAGCUCCCAAUCCUGAGCCAGCAAAACUGGGGAGGCUGCUGCCGAGAUUCGAGAAGUUGCUGAAGUCUGAUGGGUUUAAGGCUAAGGCAGGGGUUUUGACACUGAUCGGGAGCGUGGUUGGAGUCGGUGGGGCAGGGAGUGUUGGGGCAUUGAAGAAUUUGAUGCCCUGUGUAAUGGGGUUUCUGAUCUCUGAGGACUGGGCAGCAAGGAAAGCAGCUGCAGAGGUACUGUUGAAGUUGGCAGUGGUGGAGAGAGAUUUGUUGGCAGAGUACAAAACUGGGUGCAUGAAGGUCUUCGAGAAUCGAAGAUUUGAUAAGGUGAAAGUUGUUAGAGAGGUCAUGAAUCAAAUGCUGGAAGCCUGGAAGCAGGUUCCCGAUAUAUCAGAAGAGAUCUCCCCGCUGAAACAUUCGAUAUCUUCCUCAAAGGAAAACGCAAGUGAUGGAAAAUAUACAACAGGGGCAAGAAAUGUUUCUUCUGCUGGUGCUCAGAUGAGGAAGAAACAUCCAUCAGCAAGGUCAACUCCACCUGAUAGUUCGUAUACAACCCCUGCGAGGAAGAGAAGUCCACUAAUGAACAGUGAUAGAAACUCAGCUCCUGCAAGUAUCCGAAAGGUGGACCAAAAGAAGCCUUCAAAUUGGAAAGUUGAAAUCGCUGUUUCCAAUUGUUCCUUACCGAGAGGAACUGGUGAGGAUGAUCCUAGGGAGGGAAAUGAGAACAUUCCAGACAGAAGCAAUGGAGACAUAUACGGGGCUUCGAAGCCGGAAACAAGGAGAGCCCUGUUUAGUAAGAAUUCUGAUGAGAGGGUGCACAAGCUUGGGGGGUUCAGGUCUGGAUCUCGUGUGGCUCCUUGUAAUGAGGAGAGUUCCGAGUCUAACACUAUCCAAGAUCAUCACAGGAAUCACAAGGACAGCGAAGAUCUAUCUUCAAUCCGUAACCAGCUGGUGCAGAUUGAGAAGCAACAGUCAAGCCUACUAGAUCUCCUGCAGAAAUUCAUGGGGAGCUCCCAAAGCGGAUUGCGUUCUCUGGAGACCCGUGUGCACGGUUUAGAGUUGGCACUGGAUGAGAUCUCGUAUGACCUGGCAGUAACGAGUGGAAGGAUGACUCAGACCGACUCCUCUGCGACCACUUGUUGCAUGCUUCCAUCGGAUUUUUUGAGUUCCCGGUUCUGGAGGAAACACAAUACGCAGAGUCUGAGUUCGAGGCUUACUGCUUCUACCCGAACUCCAGCAGCAGCUGGGAUGCGUUUCAGAGCAGACAGAAGUGAUGCUGAACUUUAUGGAUUGGAGAAUUGUAGGUUUCAGCAUCGGGGUGGUGCUGGGUUUAUCGUGAAUCCGUUGGCAAAGAUUCACAGUGACUCGAGGACAAUCUCAGACACAGCAUAGUAGCCAACACAAACAGCUGAUGCAGUAUGUCCGAUUCCCAAAUUCUGAAGGUGGCUAUUCACUCCUCAUCUCUUAUACCGAGAAUUGCCACAAGAGAGAACAACCGAUUCAGAGUGUGAACUCUAAAUAUGCUGAUUCGAUCCUCCAAUCGCAUGGAUUUAGCAUGCCAUAGCAGGCAGUUCUCCUCUCGGGUUGCUCAUGAGGGUAGCGUCCUCUCUCUCUAUCUCUCGAUCUGAAUCGAUACCGAAGGAGCGCCUUAGGAAGCUUCUCUUAUAUCUUGCUAGCUAUAAAUGAUAUUACACCCAGAGGGAGGGGUAAAAGCAAAAAGGUGAGGCUAGUAAUGAAUUUGGGCAAUAUAUCUACAGCAUGGAGGUUGAGAUCGACCGAGAUGCAUCGUUAGAUAGUUUACCUUUUCGACCAAUUAGCCCGAGUAAUCGGUCAGCAUGUAAGGUCUCCUCAUAUCAUUGUGUCUUCUGUGUGGAGUAAAUCAUGAUUAUGUGCUGUGCAUCUUUCUGUGCAUUAUAAGUUAAGAAAUCUCUCUUGCUAGUCGCUACUCAUAUAAUGAAAGGGGCAGGGCCUCUGUGGCGCGUCUCUAUUGAUUGUUCCAACGCAUAGACUUUGCAUGCGAUAGCAACUCAGUUUAGAUGUGUAUAAUUAUCGGUUUGGUGUGAGAAAAAUCCAUCAUUGUCGCGCAUGUACAUGUGCGUCUGUCACGAUUUCUUUCGA